AAAGAUAAAAUAACAAAAAACACUGAUCAAGAUUACUGUUUAAAAAAUAUGCAUGCAAAAUAGCUAGGUCUGUGCUGCUGUAUGUGUGUAGUGGUCACCAUCCAGUAUAUGAGUAGGCAGGGGCAGACUGACCAUUCGAGUACUCGGGCACUGCCCGAGGGCCUGGGGUCAGUAUGGGGGUCCAUUAAAUGCCCCUGGUACCUUUUAUAGGCUUUGUUGGGUGUGCUUUGAGUGUGGGCAAGGACACAGGGGCCCCAUGAUCCCCUAUUGCCUGGGGGCCCCAUGAGUUGUCAGUCCUCCCCUGU
Staurois parvus is the source of this 305-nucleotide messenger RNA. The record is from the annotation of a GenBank genome assembly. Lineage: Eukaryota; Metazoa; Chordata; Amphibia; Anura; Ranidae.